AUGCUUACCGAGUCGGCUGCAAUAAAGGCUAUAAUCGUACCGACAAAUUUAGCCGUUGUCAGAAUUGAAGUCAUAGAUUCAGGACUCCACGAGGCCGACUUUGAGGCGAACGGUUACAUUGAAACAUUGUCGAUUGUGGCGAGUGAUUUGCACCGUAUUCCAGCUUCUGUUGCUAAUUUAAUGAACUUGGUUCAGUUGAAAAUACAGUUUUCUCCUAUUAAAGAGGUGCGGUUGACGACAUUUUUGGGAAAUCAGAACCUGAAGAUAUUAGAUCUUCGGCAUAACAACAUAACGUACAUCAUUCGCACGGAUUCGUCAGAGUGUCUGCAGUCCCUGCAAGAACUAUUGCUCGGCUGGAACAAACUGAAACGUAUCGUAUGGGAUGAGUUUUCUCCUCUCUGCCAGCUUCAGAUCAUCGAUCUCUCGAACAACGGAAUAGAAGUGGUCACUGGUCGGUUCACCAACACCCGAAUCAGUGCUAUUUUACUCUGGCAAAAUCGGCUCCAAACGCUUGAUUUGUGCCAGUGGAACGUUCUGCCCUAUAUCGAUUCGAUUAUCUUGCUAGGAAACCAACUGGUGAACGCCCCGGAAUGCCUGGAAAAGCUGCCGAACGUGCAGUCGGUUAACUUUGCCCGCAACAACCUAUCGAGCGUUUCGAUAGCCAGGUUUUCUUUGCUAGAUUAUUUAGACAGUCUCAAUUUCAUCGGCAACCCGAUCAAAUCCUUCACGAUUGACGGAAAGGUUCCGCCACUGUUGGAGUCGAUACAUUUUGACAACAGUGUAGCUGAAAACCUACGCAACAACAGCUUGCCGGUCAGUAUAUAUAAACUAAUCAAAAUUGUGUAA
Messenger RNA from Anopheles coustani, 846 nucleotides. Its product is annotated as chondroadherin-like. Gene Ontology annotation, molecular function: protein binding. The record is from RefSeq and is a predicted model, not a curated record. The transcript has a single exon. The coding region runs from base 1 to 846 and encodes 281 amino acids. Lineage: Eukaryota; Metazoa; Arthropoda; Insecta; Diptera; Culicidae.